Molecule: messenger RNA, 708 nt
Organism: Dermatophagoides pteronyssinus (European house dust mite)
Lineage: Eukaryota; Metazoa; Arthropoda; Arachnida; Sarcoptiformes; Pyroglyphidae
Biological process (GO): regulation of transcription by RNA polymerase II
Cellular component (GO): nucleus
Molecular function (GO): RNA polymerase II cis-regulatory region sequence-specific DNA binding; DNA-binding transcription factor activity, RNA polymerase II-specific; protein binding
Source: RefSeq, a predicted model, not a curated record
UGCGAAACAACACACAGAUACAUUCCCGUUAAAAUAAUGGCUAAUCAGAAUUCAAAUUCAAAUGAUAUUGGUAUUGGCGGUGGUGGUGAUGGAAAUAAUAGUGGUGUUGAUGAAUCUGGCCAAGAACAACAACAACAAUCAAAUGAAAUGAAUAGUUAUCAGGUGAUACGUUUAAAUCAUCAGGAUCGUAUGUCAUCAGCAUUUGAAUCAAUGCUUUGUGAUGAAAUGUUAUGCGAUGUAACAAUUAUUUGUAAUGGACAAGCAGUUAAAGCACAUCGUGUUAUACUUGCAGCAUCAUCAACAUAUUUUAAAGAAAUAUUUCAUCAUAUACCAUUUGGUUUUUGUCCAAUUGUAUUUCUAAAAAAUUUUACAAAUGAAGAUUUAAAUGAUAUACUUGAAUUUGUUUAUAAAGGUGAACUAGUUGUUCCUACUGAACGUAUUGAUUCAUUAAUCGAUUCAGCUAAAUCACUUGGUAUUGCCGGUUUAGCUACAUUACGUGUAAAUAAUAAUAUUAAUAAUAAGAAUAAUCAACAAAAUAAUAAUAAUAAUGUUAAUAAAUUGAUGACAACGUCAAAUAGUAAUAAUAAUAAUGAUAAACAUGUUGAUAAUUCUAAUGAUCUCACCAUUAAUACCACCAAUCAAACUAUUACUACUAAUAAUAUAAUAAAAGCUGCCAAUGGUGAUCAUAACAAACAAUUUAAUAAUUAA